AUGGCUGAUGGAAUUCGCGAUUCACCUCCCGGCCAUUUAGACUUAUCGGUUAUUAAUAGAGGUCAGAAAAUUAUUGAUGAAUUAAAAAACUCAGACUUUCCUUCGAAAUACGCACUCUAUGCUGCUGUUCUAACUGGCUUUCGUUCAGUUCGUCUGGCAGCUGAAUGGAUAUCAUCCCGCCUAAAUGAUCCACUUUUCGUCAAAGAUUUUGAAGUCGACUUUCAUGUACUUCUGAGUCUGGGAGGAAACUUUGAAUCGGACGUCUCGUCCUUUUUGUCAGCUGCGCGAGUCGCUUUGGGAUGGGACUAUGUUUGUGAUCAUCGGGCACAAAUCCCUUUGCUUCAUCUGAGAGUCAAACCCCAUGAUGCACUUUAUUUGAAAUCCGUUUUCGUGAAAUCGUUCGGUCUGUCGAUCCCUCUUCUAGUGACUGAUGAAAAGCCCCUGGAGUUCUUAGUGAACACGGACACCUCUGUUGUAUGCAAAUUUUCCGACUCCAAGAUAUAUACUCUACUUCAAAAGCUUUCAGAAACCUUUCUUGAAAACUUGAAAAAAGCUGACGUAAACGUCUGCGUGGUUUCUAAUCCAGGCAAAUUAAAUUAUCCUUUCACAUUAUUAAAAUUCUGUUUAUACUCACAUGAUCCUCGUCUGCGGGAUCCAAGUUAUGAGGUAUUUGAAAUGUUAACAGAUGUAGAAUUCUAUCCAUUUUCCCCACUAAUCAGUUCACAUAUCACUAAUGAUUGUAAUAAAAGCGGUGAUCAGAAAUCUUCAACUUUUAUUGCUUGUGAUACUAAAUUGACAGAUAGUUCAAAUGACAAUCAGUCACAGUGUGAUGUAUCUUUGAAUCAAGUCCCUGCUUGUGUAAUCAAUUCUCCUGGAUGCCGAGAACGUUUUCUAGAACAUUACGUUGGUGACUACAUAUUAUUGUUUGAUUCAGUUUCUCUUACUGAACGACAAGGAUGUCCAGUAGGAAUUAAUUUGUGCACUGGUGAGUCUGGUUUGUUUAACAUAUCUGCUGGUAGACGUAUACCACAAAGUCAAACUUGGACAUUACAUUGUUCCGUCCCACUAAACUUUACUUCUUCAGCUAAAUCAUGCUUCAAACAACAUUGCCCAACUAGUACAAAUAAUGUAAAUUAUAGUGAAGAAUUUAAAAAGUUAACAAGUCAAAAUUCAAGUGUUAUUGCAAAAAAUACAAAUUCAACUUGCCUUGUCCUAUCACCAUGUCUUUCAAAUUCAUCGGAAUAUUCCUCUUCCUUUUUUUCAUCAUCAUCAUCUUCUUCUUCUAGUGAUCCUGUAAAGAGUAAAUCAAGUGUACAAACAUCCAUAACAACCGAUAAUAAUAAUAAUAAUAAUACAGACAAACACAUAUCUGAUAAUCGAUGUGAUUCAUACUUCACUAGUGGUGCAAAUUCAACUUGUCAAAAUGAAUUUCAAUUAUCAUUAAAUAAUGAUGAAUUAAAUGAAGCUAAUUCUAAAUAUACUAAUAAUUAUCAAUCAACAGUUAAACGUCAUACUCAUAAUAAAUCAAGACAAAUCUAUGUUAUGCGACAUGCUGAACGUGUAGAUAUUAGUUUUGGUCAUGGAUGGAUUACUCAAUGUUUCAAUCAUAAAGGAGUUUAUCGUAGAUUUAAUUUAAACCUCCCACCUUGGCUACCUACUCGGGCGGAUUGUCUUGAAUAUAUUUUAGAUUCACCGAUUACCCAAAUUGGUUUAUUUGUAUCAGCUGAAACAGGUCGCGCUUUGGCAGAUGCUGGAGUUUAUUUCACAGCGUGUUAUUGUUCUCCAGCGUUUCGAUGUGUUCAAACUGCUUGUGAAUUAUUAAGAGCUAUGGGUCGUUCGGAUUUAUCAAUUCGUAUAGAACCACAUUUAUUCGAAUGGUAUGGUUGGUAUGUUGGUGGUUGUAUACCAAAAAUGAUGACUGUACAUCAAUUGAAACAAGCUGGUUAUAAUGUAGAUACAAAUUAUACACCACUUAGCUCAUACAAUGAUAAUGAUAAAUAUGAAUCUAUUCAAGGUUAUUGUGAUCGUACUGCUGUGUUAAUUAAGCGUAUUUUAAAUGUUCAUAAGUCGAAAGAUACUUGUUUAUUAAUUGUAGCCCAUGCAUCAUCAUUAGAUACUUGUACACGUCAUUUAGUAUGUCAUAAAUUUAGAAAUAAUUUAUCAUCAGAUGAAUUUCAUCAUCGUACAUCAAUUGUACCAUAUUGUGGUUUAUUAUUAGCACAAGAAAAUCGUCGAUGGAAUUUAAUUAAUCCACCAAUACCAAAUUCAUGUUCAUAUACAAGAAAUAUUGAUUUUGAUUGGAAACAAUUACUUGGACCAUCAUUAUGCAAUUUUAAAUUAAGAUAA
This is a messenger RNA of Schistosoma mattheei, 2346 nucleotides long. The record is from the annotation of a GenBank genome assembly. Lineage: Eukaryota; Metazoa; Platyhelminthes; Trematoda; Strigeidida; Schistosomatidae.